Messenger RNA from Strongylocentrotus purpuratus (purple sea urchin), 824 nucleotides. RefSeq names its product zinc finger protein 835-like. Gene Ontology annotation, molecular function: DNA-binding transcription factor activity, RNA polymerase II-specific; RNA polymerase II cis-regulatory region sequence-specific DNA binding. NCBI's taxonomy places the organism in Eukaryota, Metazoa, Echinodermata, Echinoidea, Camarodonta, Strongylocentrotidae. The coding region runs from base 108 to 824 and encodes 238 amino acids. Gene Ontology annotation, cellular component: transcription regulator complex; PcG protein complex. Gene Ontology annotation, biological process: regulation of transcription by RNA polymerase II. The transcript is spliced from 2 exons. The record is from RefSeq and is a predicted model, not a curated record.
ACUGCUAAUCGAGGAAGGCUUAUUUACCGGUUCAACUCUUUGGAAAAUCUUUGGAAAAUACGUUUGUCACUGUUUCGACUACGAUAAGGAUCUCACCCAUAGCCUAUAUGGAGUCGACUCCUCUCCUUGCCAACCCCCUGCGGACCACUCUACCCGUAUUCUUCCCGGUGACCGGGAGUGCCACCAUGCCCAUCCCUGUCGAGAUACACGAACCCGACUUCAACAAGGCCAUCGCCUCCGUCAUCACGGCUCGACAUCGUCGACAACCAACCUCGAGCAUCUUUAACUGCCAUGUCUCGAACUGUCCCCUCUGCCAGGCUACAAGAGCUCCCGAUAGACCUUUGGUGGAAGGCAAGAGGAGUUCACGACCGCAACAGGUGAAGGCGUCUGAAACUGAUCAACCCUCAGUCGUCAACUGGUUGAUACCGUCGUCGACACCCACGCCGAGCCUCGUAGCAGAUCGUAGGAGAGCUUCGUCAAAGACGUCAUCCCCGUCGUCAUCUCCGCCGAGGAAGCGAAGCACCCCGUCACCUCCGCCUUCGCCCGAUCAACGUUUCCAAUGUCCAUCAUGCCCCGAGUCGUUCGCCAAGAAAAUACACCUUCGCCUUCAUCGCCGCGUUCACACCGGAUAUCAUGUUUACUGCUGCCAGGACUGCCCGAUGCUCUUCGACUGUCCGUCUUCGUUGAUCAGGCAUCGUCCCGUUCACACAGGAGAGCGGCCGUAUCGAUGUUCGUUCGGAACAUGUGAAAGAGACUUCAGACGCCGCUGCAGUCUUAACAGGCACUACAAGAUGCAUUUCCCGGUGCCAGACUUGAGAGGAUAG